CACACCCAUACACAGACUUCCUCUCCUUCCUUCCCUCUCUCUCUGUCUCUCCCUCUCUCUCUCUCUCUCUCUCUCUCUCUACAAGUCUUUGUGACUUUGUCUGUUUGGCUUUCCAUUAAAUCUUUCAAUCAACCCAAGUCUUCUUCAAGCUCAGUCUGUAUCGAUAUACAGAGCACUCUGUAUUUCUUCUGUUCUCUUCUUUUUCACCAUCUUCUUCCAAAAAAGUUUUCUGAAUCUUUAAGUAAACCAAAAUGACGAAACAGAAUGUGUUGGUUUCCGAAGCUCAAUCAGCAAUCAACAUGGCGAUUACUGUAGCCGUUUCAAACUCUUCGAUUUUCACAACGGCGGCUCAGAAACCGCCGCCGGCCCAUGGAGGUUACUUCUCCAUUUCGAGAAAUAAGUUGUUGAAGAACCUCGAGAUUAAUAAUAAUGGUGGAACAAGAACCAACGGUUGGAUUGACUCAAUGAGAGCUUCAUCUCCGACCCAUAUCAAAUCCACACCUUCUCUAACCGAUGAACAAAGUUCCUGGAUUCUUCAUCAUCCAUCAGCUUUGGACAUGUUUGAGCAAAUUAUAGCUGCUUCGAAAGGAAAGCAAAUAGUCAUGUUUUUGGACUACGACGGCACACUUUCCCCAAUAGUUGAAGACCCUGAUCGAGCUUUUAUGUCUGAUGCGAUGAGAAAAACAGUGAAAAAACUCGCUAGAUGUUUCCCCACAGCUAUAGUGAGUGGAAGGUGCAGAGAUAAGGUGUAUAGCUUUGUACGAUUGGCAGAGCUGUACUAUGCCGGAAGCCAUGGCAUGGACAUUAAAGGACCAGCAAAAGGUUCCAAAUACAAAAAAGGCAAUCAAGGUGUUCUUUUCCAAGCAGCCAGUGAAUUUCUUCCAAUGAUCGAUGAGGUUUACAAACAAUUAGUUGAGAAAACCAUGUCAAUCCCAGGAGCUAAAGUUGAGAAUAACAAGUUCUGUGUCUCUGUGCAUUAUCGUUGUGUUGAGGAAAAGAAAUGGAAUGAACUGGCUCUUCAAGUUAGAUCAGUACUGAAGGAGUAUCCAAAGCUUAGACUUAGCUCAGGAAGAAAGGUGUUAGAAAUUCGUCCAACAAUCAAAUGGGACAAAGGGAAAGCUCUUGAAUUUUUGUUGGAGUCACUUGGAUUCGCCAACUGUACAGAUGUUUUUCCCGUUUAUAUUGGUGAUGAUAAAACGGAUGAAGAUGCAUUUAAGAUAUUAAGAGACAGAGGACAAGGUUUUGGCAUUCUUGUGUCUAAAUUUCCAAAGGACACCAGCGCAUCUUAUUCUUUGCAGGAACCUACUGAGGUUAUGAACUUUCUGCAAAAAUUGGUGGAGUAUAAACGACGGUCGUUAAGGGGGUAGGCCAUGGUGUAAAGAGUAGAUGAUAUAGAGAAUAUGCACCACCCUUUCCUAUAGAUUAAUGUUUUAAGGGUGGAACCAGAUUAUGUAAUUUGUUGUUAUUAUUAUUAUUAUUAUUCAGGAUUUAAGGGACAAGAAAAAGGAAAACAUAAAAAAAAAAAAAAAAACAAAAUUGUUCCAGCUUUUUCUUGGCCUCAAGGCCUUGUACAUCUUGUAACUAUUAGUGUGCAAGGAAAAAGUAAUUAAUGAAAUAUUGCAAAGUUUUCUAAUUGGCA
Molecule: messenger RNA, 1639 nt
Organism: Ziziphus jujuba (common jujube)
Lineage: Eukaryota; Viridiplantae; Streptophyta; Magnoliopsida; Rosales; Rhamnaceae
Product: probable trehalose-phosphate phosphatase J
Exons: 12
Coding region: 252-1367 (371 amino acids)
Biological process (GO): trehalose biosynthetic process
Molecular function (GO): trehalose-phosphatase activity
Source: RefSeq, a predicted model, not a curated record